Messenger RNA from Triplophysa rosa, 3187 nucleotides. It is a transcript of the gene ergic1, whose product is annotated as endoplasmic reticulum-golgi intermediate compartment 1. Gene Ontology annotation, cellular component: endoplasmic reticulum; endoplasmic reticulum membrane; COPII-coated ER to Golgi transport vesicle. Gene Ontology annotation, biological process: endoplasmic reticulum to Golgi vesicle-mediated transport; retrograde vesicle-mediated transport, Golgi to endoplasmic reticulum. The record is from RefSeq and is a predicted model, not a curated record. NCBI's taxonomy places the organism in Eukaryota, Metazoa, Chordata, Actinopteri, Cypriniformes, Nemacheilidae. The transcript has 9 exons. Bases 821 to 1819 code for a protein of 332 amino acids.
GGAGCACUGAAGGAAACUUUCAAAGCCGAAAAAGGGCAAGUUUACAACUGUGAGGUGGAUAGUUUGGCUUUGGAGCUGCACAGUUUGAGAGCUCCUUAAAAAGCCAGGGACGGGAUUUAUUCCUAAAGAGGUUUUGUUACUCAUGGACUUGGAGUUUCAUUCUUGGCGUCUGCUCAAAUAAGUCACGUGUUGUUGUUUUCCACUCAUCUUUCAUGGGAAUAAGCGCUCUGACAGUUUGCAAAAACUCGACACUUCAUCUACUAUAUAAAAUAUAUAAAAGACUAGAUGUUUUAUAAACAUUUUUUCAGAGGAACCCAAAAGAAGAAUCAGAGGAACCCAAAAGAAGAUAUUUUGAGAAAUGUCUCGGUGGUUUUGUGUCAACACAAUGGGGUUCAAUAUUGUUUGGUUAUCAACGUUCUUCGAAAUAUCUUCUAUUGUAUUCUGCAGAACCUAGUCAAACACGUAUGAAAUAUCAUGAGGGUGAAUAAAUGAUGACAGAAUAUGUAUAAUAUUGGGUGAACUGUCCCUUUAACGAAUAGAAAACGUAACUUCCUUAAUACCUCAUAAGAGCUUCAAAAUCCAGUGACGUAACCCUCGAGUUUCUCUAAAAUUCUAUACGAGGUCCAUUUAAAUCCGUUAAUGUAGGUGUCAUUCUGAAAUGGUCAUUGUUUGCUCUGAUUGAUGGGAAUUCACUCAGCGCUCAUUGUAUGAAGACAUGUGGAGUGGCAUUCCGAUGUUGUGAUCGUGAAGCAGGAAUCCUAGCGGAUGUGGAGCGUGUGUGUGUGUUUUCUCCAGAUUGUUGCGUCUGGACUGGUGUUUCAUGGAGCACGGCCAUACUUCACAUUCCUCAGCUCCCCUGUCAUUCCUUACACUGCGCUGGGAACAGAAUGUGCUUUCACAAGUCCUCUUCCCAGGAGAACACAAUAUUUACCUUUUCCCCUCUUUUCCUUCUUUCUUUUUUUCCAGGUUCGAUAUCUACAGGAAAGUGCCCAAAGACCUCACCCAGCCCACAUAUACUGGAGCUUUCAUUUCGAUAUGCUGCUGCAUCUUCAUGAUGUUCCUGUUUCUCUCAGAGCUGACGGGAUUCAUAGCCACAGAAAUAGUAAAUGAACUGUAUGUCGAUGACCCUGAUAAGGACAGUGGUGGGAAGAUAGAUGUGAGUGUAAACAUCAGUUUGCCAAACUUACACUGUGAUUUGGUGGGUUUGGACAUUCAAGAUGAGAUGGGCCGUCAUGAAGUGGGACACAUUGAAAAUUCAAUGAAGGUGCCCCUCAACAAUGGUUACGGCUGCCGCUUUGAAGGAGAAUUCAGUAUUAAUAAAGUUCCUGGAAACUUUCACGUGUCGACACACAGCGCCACCGCUCAGCCUCAGAAUCCUGAUAUGACACACUUCAUCCACAAACUGGCCUUCGGGGAGAAGCUGCAGGUGCAGAAUGUCCAGGGUGCUUUUAAUGCUUUGGGUGGAGCCAACAAACUGGAGUCCAAUGGUUUGGCCUCCCACGAUUACAUUCUCAAGAUCGUCCCAACGGUUUACGAGGAUCUGUCAGGAAAGCAGAGAUUUUCUUACCAGUACACCGUGGCAAACAAGGAGUAUGUGGCGUAUAGCCAUACAGGACGUAUCAUCCCUGCUAUCUGGUUUCGCUAUGACCUCAGUCCCAUCACAGUGAAGUACACUGAGAGGAGACAGCCGCUCUACCGCUUCAUUACUACUAUUUGCGCUAUUAUCGGCGGCACAUUUACGGUAGCGGGCAUCAUUGACUCCUGCAUAUUUACAGCAUCGGAAGCCUGGAAAAAAAUCCAGAUCGGGAAAAUGUCAUGAGUUUGACUCAAGAUCUACCGUGUGUUUUAUUUAUUCCAGCCAAACCUCUGUCCCCGUUCACUACACCCUGCUUUUACAACAGUAAAUGACCAGGAUUUUAUUUGAGAUGUAGGUGAUUUCUCUGCUUGUCUGACACAUUUCAUUCACAAACAUGAGGCAGUGUUUAUGUGGAAACGACCUACUUUUCUGCUCAUAUGAAGGACUUCAGGGUUUCCUCGUUCCCGUGCACGCGAGCAGAGAGGUUUAAAGGAACGGUGUAUAGUGUUAUACGAGGAAAAUUAUGUCACUUUAGAAUGAUGAAAUUUCACAAUCAAUUCUCCAACCAGUUUCUCUGGGCUUUUUACAACUAAUCGUUAUUUUACAUGACAUGGAAAUACCAAUUAUUAGUAUUUAGAUAACUGAUGUGAUAUGUGCCUUCAUAGGAAACAAGGGUUUUCUUCAUCUCUUGUUAAAAUGAAUCAACUAUCAACAGGAACUCCAGGUCAUGUCUUUUAGCCCAUAAGCAAUGAACAAUUAGGUUUUUUGAGCAGGACAUGUUUUCAUAGGAUUCAUCUGUUGGUUUUUAAAGCGGUGUAUGAUGGGCUUGUAAUCAUUCAGAUUUAAUCAUGUAGUGGAUUUAUGGUAACUCGAUGAGCUGGGUUUCGUUUCUUUCCAUGGUACAUUUGUUUUUCUUGCGCUCUUAUGUUUGUUUUUUAUAUGUAUACUUUAGUUUAUGUAGUUUUACUUGGUAUUCAGUUAAAGGGAUAUUCUGGGAAUGUUCUGUGUUUUUCUACCAAAACAGUCUUGAAUGAAGGUUUUUUUUAAUGUUUUUUUUACUUCCUCUGUCUUUAUUGUUUAAUUGUUAACCUUUUGUUUUGGAAAGUAAGUUGACAUAAUGUUUAAUCUCCCUAUCAAGUGUUUAUUUCGGAUCAGUUUUUGAGUAUUUGAUGAAUCUGGUUGAACCUGUUACACGGGUUACACUGAGUGUUUUCAGUUUCAGAUACGGGAUGUGUUGAUGCGAGCGAGUAUUACAGUUUACAUGGCAACAGAUGUUUAUCAUCACUACAGCGACAACAUGCAACCGCAACCUACAUUUCAGCAGUUUCUCUAUUGAAAUCUGAAUUUGAUUGAAAAUCAUAUUCUUUGUACAGUUAUUCUUUCAGUUAAAACUCAUUUAAGUCUCUGUUAGUCUUAGCAGCAUUACAAUAAAAUCACUACUGUGGGUUACCACUCUUUUCAUGUUUGUUUACUCUGUUAGCAGGUGACACCACACCAACAACCUGCUUGUUUUUCCUUUGUUUUUGUAAUUGUGUUGUUUAUUGUUUUAAGUAUCGUUUAACACAAUUUUACCAUUAAGUGAACGAAGCCUCUGAAAUAAAUCCAGUAUCA